CCAGGAAACCCAAGAGGAAAUGACUGAGCCCGUCUCGGUCCCCGCCCGCCAGCGCUCCCCUGGCCACACCCUCCGCCUGGACGCAGCUAGCGCCGCUGCCCUCUCCGCAACAGGCUGCCGGCUCGGGACCCCCAGCUCUGACAGGGAAGAACGGAGCGGUGGCUGAGAAUCCCCACUUCUGAGACCCUCCCCCUCCCCGCAGCCCACCGUUAGCCCUGGCAGGGGUCCUUGAAGCCGCAGGUGCCUGCUCAGGAUGUUGCCCACCGGUUGCCUGUGUCUCCUCCUCAUCCGUGGUCUGAUUCUCCUCACCAGAGGACAGACAUUACAAGAGGCCACAUCCAUUCCUCAAGCAGACCCAACUUCUGAGAACUUUCAUGCCUUGACUUCAGCCCCAGGCACAUUCCACCCUGAACUUCAGCCCACUCCUCCGAUUUCAACCCUGCAGACUGAUGUCAAAGCAACACCAGACCAGAUGCAGACCCAGACUCCGCAACCGACAGAAAUGGAUGUGCUUCUAACAACAGGCCUGGGGACGGACAAGAGCAGCACGCAAGGCUCCACGCCUGCCAAGACACGACCCCCAAACAAAGAUAUGAGAAGGGACCCUGCCUUCAGGCCGACUGGUUCGAGUGAGGAAGACCCCUUCUCCUAUGAUGAGUACACUCUCCGGAAACGGGGACUGUUGGUGGCAGCAGUGCUCUUCAUCACAGGCAUCGUCAUCCUCACCAGUGGCAAGUGUAGGCAGUUGCCCCGAUUAUGCCGGAAUUCUGACAGCUCACUGUGCCUGUCCUCCCUCCCUCUCCUUCCCCUCGUAGAACCUACAGAGUAGUCAGUAAAGCCCAGCCCGAGAGGGAAGGCAUGGAUGGAGCCUGAGCUGGGGCUGGUGGCCGAGCUCCCUACUCUCCCAGCCCUGCUCUCCCUGAAAGCUGCCUGGCUCCCUGGGCACUGCUCCGCAAGUUAUGCGUCUUGUUCAGACAAGAAGUAAAGCACUGUGUUCUUUG
Messenger RNA from Camelus dromedarius (Arabian camel), 1001 nucleotides. It is a transcript of the gene FXYD5, whose product is annotated as FXYD domain containing ion transport regulator 5. The record is from RefSeq and is a predicted model, not a curated record. The transcript has 11 exons. Bases 254 to 829 code for a protein of 191 amino acids. Gene Ontology annotation, cellular component: membrane. Gene Ontology annotation, biological process: regulation of sodium ion transmembrane transporter activity. NCBI's taxonomy places the organism in Eukaryota, Metazoa, Chordata, Mammalia, Artiodactyla, Camelidae. Gene Ontology annotation, molecular function: sodium channel regulator activity.